This is a messenger RNA of Siniperca chuatsi (mandarin fish), 7064 nucleotides long. It is a transcript of the gene vav2, whose product is annotated as vav 2 guanine nucleotide exchange factor. Bases 1198 to 3840 code for a protein of 880 amino acids. Gene Ontology annotation, cellular component: cytoplasm. The transcript is spliced from 30 exons. Gene Ontology annotation, biological process: intracellular signal transduction; cell migration; regulation of GTPase activity. The record is from RefSeq and is a predicted model, not a curated record. Lineage: Eukaryota; Metazoa; Chordata; Actinopteri; Centrarchiformes; Sinipercidae. Gene Ontology annotation, molecular function: guanyl-nucleotide exchange factor activity; protein binding.
UUCAUCCGUCAGAGGGCGCAUCCACAACCCCCAGUUCAAAAAUAUUCCCUGAAAGUCACAUUCUUGGAGCAUCGAGCCACUUUAACAAAGUGUGAACACACUCUUUAACUCUUAUCUUGUGCACGAGAUAAUCAGCACGUGCGAGCUCGUUCAACCUCCUGGGUCAACACCGAGCGAGAAGCCUGGACGCUUUCUCCCCAGGAUUUGUGCAGCUCGGGCCGGGAGUAGGGACCGCUAAACAUCUCCGUCCGAAAGGGAAACGAGGAGAGGGAGACGUGAGAGAGCCGACACGAACGGAAGGGAGUUAGAAAUCACUGAAAAGCAAAGCUGUAUACACGCGUAACGCUAUUUUAGGCGUGCGUAAAGGCGCCAAACAAAGUAACGUUAACCGGUUAAAUGUAAACACUGAUAUAUAUUUUUCCCCUGGACAUGUUUCCGCUGCCGGAGAGCGUUGUUUAGACUGUGUUGUGGGAAGAGGGUGAUCCUGGCGCUGUAGAAAGACUGCUCUGUGUGUUAUCUCUUUUUCUUUAUUGUUUGCUUUGGAAAUUACGGAAAGUUCUUGUUUUUGACGCUUAACUUCUGAGGAAACGUAACAUGCAAAUGCGGUAGGUGACUCUAGGUGGUAGGCGGCUUUGUUUCAUCAACUAAACAGACUUGAAACGCUGUUUUUUCCACAUUGUAUAGCAGGCUGUGCUGUUUGGUUCACUGAAAUGUGAGACAUUAGUGGAGUCGAUACAUGACAAACCGCUGCAUCCAGCUGUUAUAUUAGUCACUAUUGUAAGCCUUCAUUCACGCCUUCUGGAUUGGAUAUGCUAAGAAAAGUUUUUAAGAAUGAAGAGAAGAAAAUUCCCAUAGCACGUCUCUGUUUUCUGGUUACAUCGCCGCCGUCUGCUGAACUGGAUCUGUUGAAACGGUGUUAUUAUUUUAGUCUUUUUCACGCCUUCAUCAUUUCCAUGUGGUGGAGACAGCAGAGCUGACAUGCGCCCGGGAUGGGGAUAUAGUGCGGUGACCUACUGCGAUUAACAUACAGUUGUGAAAUUGCCUGAUUAUCGAGCCGAUCGUGAAUGAUUAAGACAUCCGGCGCAGGUAGGGAACCGACCGUAGUGCCUGCUUGUGCGCCGUGAACCGCCGCUUUCAGCCCGCUGCGAACCAGUUCGAGGACUCGGUGACUUUGUGAGGAGAGGUUUCGGAGCCGAUAUGGAGGAGUGGAGACAAUGCGGGCGGUGGUUGAUAGACUGCAAGGUCCUGCCCCCGAACCACCGGGUCGUGUGGCCCUCGGCGGCCGUCUUCGACUUGGCACAGGCCCUGCGAGACGGGGUGCUCUUGUGCCAGAUGUUGCACAACCUCUCGCCGGGAUCAGUGGACCUGAAGGAGAUCAAUUUCAGACCCCAGAUGUCACAGUUCCUGUGUUUGAAGAACAUCCGGACGUUUCUCAAGGUGUGCCACGACAAGUUUGGCCUGCGCAACAGUGAGCUGUUUGACCCGUUUGACCUCUUUGAUGUCAGGGAUUUCGGCAAGGUAAUCUCUGCUCUGUCAAGGAUCUCCCACCACAGCAUUGCACAAAUCAAAGGCAUAAGGCCCUUUCCAUCAGAGGACACAGCUCUGAAUGAGGAUGAUGUGUACCGGAGCCUUGAGGAGCUGGCAGAUGAGCAUGACUUGGGUGAAGAUGACAUCUACGACUGUGUGCCAUGUGAGGACGAUGGGGAUGACAUCUAUGAGGACAUCAUUAAGGUGGAAGUACGACAACCCAUGAUCAGAUAUAUGCAGAAAAUGGGUAUGACAGAAGAUGACAAGAGAAAUUGCUGCUUAGUGGAGAUCCAGGAGACGGAAGCAAAGUACUACAAGACUUUAGAGGACAUUGAGAAGAAUUACAUGAUCCCAUUGAAGCAAGUCUUGAGUCCACAGGACAUGGAGGCUAUCUUUGUCAAUCUUGAGGAUGUAAUCAAAGUCCACUUUGCCCUCCUGCGAGCCAUCGACCUGAACAUGGUCAGUGGAGGAAGUGGGCUGGGGAAGAUCUUCCUUGACUUCAAGGAAAGGUUGUUGAUAUAUGGUCAGUACUGCAGUCACAUGGAGAACGCCCAGAAGACACUGGAUGAGCUAAUAGCAACACGAGAGGACGUCAAGAUUAAAGUCGAGGAAUGCACUAUGAAAGUGCAGGAAGGAAAGUUCAAGCUGCAGGAUCUUCUGGUGGUUCCCAUGCAGAGGGUGCUGAAGUAUCACCUACUACUGAAGGAACUUUUGAGUCACUCAACUGACCGACCAGAGAGACAACAACUCAAGGAGGCUCUGGAGGCUAUGCAGGACCUGGCCAUGUACAUCAAUGAAGUCAAGAGGGACAAUGAGACGCUGAAGAAAAUCAGCGAAUUCCAAAGUUCAAUAGAAAAUCUUCAGCAGGUGAAACUGGAGGAGUAUGGGAGGCCAAAGAUAGACGGAGAGCUAAAGGUGUGCUCCAUCGUCAACCGAACAAAGCAGGACCGGUAUAUAUUCCUGUUUGAUAAAGUGGUCAUUGUCUGCAAGAGGAAAGGCUAUAGCUAUGAGCUCAAAGAGAUUAUUGAACUGCAGUCAUAUAAAAUGUCGGAUGACCCAAUGAACAACAGAGACAUGAAAAAGUCAAGUGGAAAAAUGUGGUCUUAUGGUUUCUACCUGAUCCACCUGCAAGGGAAGCAGGGCUUCCAGUUCUUUUGUAAAACUGAGGAGACCAAGAGGAAGUGGAUGGAGCAGUUUGACAUGGCCAUGUCCAACAUCAAGCCAGAGAGAGCCACAGCCAAUCAGCAUAACUUUCAAAUGCACACAUUUGAUAAGAACACCAACUGUCGAGCCUGCAAGAUGCUCCUGAGGGGCAUCUUCUAUCAGGGCUACUACUGCUCUCGCUGUGGAACAGGAGCACACAAAGAGUGCCUGGAAGUCAUCACCAUCUGUAAAAUCAAUCCUCUUGACUUGGAACCUGGAAUAUCAUCAGGUCCCAAGAUGGUGGCAGUGAGGAACUACCAUGGCACACCAGCUCCCCCGGGAAAGACACCACUCGGUUUUCAAACAGGAGAUUUUAUCGAGCUGCUGAAGGGAGAUCCUGACACCGCAUGGUGGGAGGGAAAGCUGAUACAAACACAAAAGAGUGGCUUCUUCCCCAGUUCAUGUGUAAAACCUUAUUUGGACCCAAAGCCCUUCCAGUCAUUAUCUAGCCGGCAGUCCUCAAGGGAAGCAGACUACUAUGGAUAUCCUUGGUUUGCAGGGAACAUGGAGCGCCAGCAGGCCGACAACCUUUUAAAAUCCCACAGCAGUGGGACCUACCUUAUCAGAGAGAGGACAGCUGAGGCAGAGAGGUUUGCCAUCAGCAUCAAAUUCAAUGAUGAAGUAAAACACAUCAAAGUUAUUGAAAAAGACAGCUGGAUUCACAUCACUGAGGCCAAGAAGUUUGAGAGUCUUUUGGAGCUAGUGGAGUACUAUCAGUCCCAUUCACUGAAAGAAAGCUUCAAGUUGUUAGAUACCACAUUGCGAUACCCCUACAAGUCAAGAGAACGCUCGUUAACGCGGGCCAGCACACGCUCACCAGCAGCCACCUGCGCCUCCUACAACUUCUCCUUCCUCAGUCCGCAGGGCCUCAACUUCUCCUCUCAGAGCUCAGCACCCUUUUGGUCAGUGUUUACUCCGCGGGUGGUCAGUACAGCAGUGGCCAGGUAUAACUUUGCAGCACGAGACAUGAGAGAGCUGUCACUGCGAGAAGGAGACAUUGUCAAAAUCUACAGCAAGAUCGGUGGAGACCAGGGCUGGUGGAAAGGAGAGGCCAACGGACGAAUUGGAUGGUUUCCCUCAACCUACGUGGAUGAAGAAGGAGGGCAGUAAAGCUUGGAUGUUUGCUGGCCUGGCUCCCUUUUAAAUCAGGAACCAUCUUCUGUCUACUGUUCUCAGAGAAAAUUGCUCACACUCUCCAGGAAAAUAACACAAGGAAAAAAGACAUUUUUUUGUUGUUGUUUUUGCUGGAUACUCAUUUUUCAGCGAGUCUUUCUACCCUGUUUCUCUAUCUUCAAUUAUGCAUCAGCUUUGCUUAUGUUUGUAUUUUAUUUUUACUUUUUUUGUGGCAGGAUGUCCUGUUUAAUUUCUGUACAGGAAAGAAUACAAAACAGGCUUUCUGUCUGUCAGCCUCUGUGUGCUCUGCAGAGGCUUUACUGAACUGAAGACACAGCAGACACUGACUGUGUAUAGCUUUACUUUGAAAAAGGCUCCCCUUUGUUGCAGGUCUAUGCGAGGUGAAAUAAUUGUACAGUAUAGAUUAAUAAUUUAUUGAAUAGAGAUUAUUAUCAUUACUAAUGAUUAUUGUGGGGAAGUUGAUUUAAGUAACAGCAAGGAAUCAGACGAGAAAAACUAAAAUAAGACAAGAAAAAAAAAGACAGAUGCUCUGUUUUCAUGUUGCGAGAUUUUGCCUUAGUUGUCAUGGUGAUGCCUUGUGGGCUGACACCAGUGGAGGGAAUCGACUUUGUUAACUGGUUUUACUUCUCCAUGUAUGCAUGUGCCCAUGUGCGGCCCAUACACACACAGACCAAUGUACAGUACGGUGCCUUUGAUGAAUGGUCGUUGCUUACUGAACCUCAACAUCAGCCAGUAAAGAACAUUGCCAUCCCCUAAAAGACAGUUUGUCCACAUCCAGGGGACUUUACUAAAGGAGGGGAGAGGCACUUAUACAACAUACUUGGGACGGCUCGCCUUCUGAGCCCUCGGAAAAACAAGAUGGUGAAGCAUUUAACUUAUCCUAACUGGUGACUGGAUGGACUCACAGAGACAGAUGGAGGGUUUUUAUAGCCAACAACGAUCACAUACACAGUUCACAUCAGUCUCGCCGUCACUAAUCUAUGGGUGCAAUCAGCUGGAUGCGAAAGGGAAACAUCAAGACAUUCUAUUCGACUACCACUUCACACUUUUAAAUCUUGGUGUUCAUCGUUUUAUUGUUUGAUUUUUUUGCACAGAAUCAAUAUUAUUUUUUAAGUUUUGAGAACUGGACCAACAGUUGUUUUUAUGAUUUGAAGCCAAAUUCAGCCAUGUUUUAAUGUCUGCAUGGAGUUUGAUCGAUUGGUAUGAUUUUUGUACCUUGCCUUAUUUUUACAGAUGAUCAGGUGGUGGGAUUUGUUUUUCCCCUUAAUGUUAAUCAUUUUUCAUGUGUGAAAUCCAUUUUGGUGCUGUGCCGACUGGUGAAAAUUAAACAGUGUCAGAAGAUUCUGAAGGAAAACUUUGUGUGUUAAUUAACAUGAAGCCACAGAAGGAGCCCUUAAUAAUAUUGUGAUUUUCUAGGGGUGCUUUGCUCAGUGUUUCCAUUUACUUCCAGUAAUUUCCUAGUGCCAUAAAUACUUUUACAGAUUUACAGCCAUUUAGACCGCAGUGUGUUUGCAGAGGGCUUUCAUUGGUUUUCUAAUUGAGAGCAUAGAUACCAGACGACUUUCUAAUUCUAGAUACACAGAAGUUUUUUGACCCUGUCAGCUCAGCUUUCUUUAAAGGGUUAGUUCAAAUUAUGUUUACAUUUAAUUUGAUAUACAGUAUAUUGACUAACUCUGUUUAUAUGGCCUCGCCUUUAACCUUCAUAAAUUCCACCUCCACCUACACAUUUCUGUAUUGAUAUAUUGUUUGCAGCUUACACUGAAAUGUCUUUUCUUAAAGCUGGAAUGCAGAACUUUUGUCUCUCCCUUCUGGCAGUGAGAGCAAUUACAUAAACACUGUCGACGCGUGCUUAUGAUGUAUGACGUAUGCCUAGAGUGAGCUCGCCCCAGGCUCCUGUUCAGAAAUAGUUACAAAAAUACAGAGAAAUUUCCACAUUUCCAAGAAAAUAAUCCAUUAUUGAGGUAGAAUAAAUGUUAUAGCUACAUAGCCUACUCCAAAUAUUUUACCAACCUGUCCAAGAGCAGUAACGUGUCUGAGGGCAAACACCAAUGCUACACCAGUGGUUAUCCGUGUUUGUCCUUGCCGUCGAUCGCUUUCUUUUUUUGACUCUAAUCCUUCCUCUGAACGCUGAGUUUCUUUUUUAUCUGGAGCAUCAGAAACUUUUCACUACGGUUGUUCCAGAGCCAUGUAGAGAGAGUUGCGUCAUCUCCAUUCAGUAUCAAUUCAAUGGGCUUUACCGGCGCGACCGCAUACAAUCCGACGUUGCCGAAGCAUAUUAACACAAACUACAAAAUCAUAACAAACAAUGCUCAGUAAUAAACAUUCUCACCUUUUUUGUUUUACAGCAAUGGCGGAUCGUGGAGCUCUCUACAUGGCUCUGGGUUGCUCCCUGCUUCCUCUGGCAAACUAAAUCAAAUCAAAACCAAACCAAUCAUUGCUGGUUGGUGUAAAACGCAUCAUUACCAGUGCACCAGUGUGGGAAUGUCGCCACAGACAUCAGAUUUAACAACUCCUUAUACUGCUAAAUACAGAGAGAUUUACUUGGCGGUGAUAGGCUUAAUCAGCAUUGUGUGAACUCGUUUGGCAAGGGCUUGAAUGUAACGGAUGCUCAUUUAUAUGUAAAAGUCCCGCACUCUGGCUUUAAGAUUGACAAUUUCACAGAAAGAAAAUAAGAAAUGCUUUACUAAAAAACAGGAAAUUAUGGAAAGUAGCUGUUUUUAUAAAACGAAGGCUGAGAUCUUGCUGUAAAUGUAUCAAAAAUAAAUCAGUUAUCAAAACAUUUUGAACUAACUUGCAAAGCCUUCACAAACCCCACUGAGAAGUGAAGUGCAAACACUGAGCACAUCAGCUCUGGCUGGUUCACAAAGACUUAUGGAGCAGAAAAUGCUGAUAUGUUUAGUUGAUAAACUUUUGACUGUCUAUGAUGUGUGUUAUUGUAAAGGCCGACCGCCCCAAAAUACACAAAGUCCUACCACUGUGUGAGGGAGACACACAGGAGGCCUCCAUGUUGUCUAAAAUGAGGGGGGAUCUAGUCGCUGUUUAUGUAGUGGACAAAAACCCAUUGCAUGUGGCUAUUGAUAUUUCAACUCCUGUUAGUACAUCCUCCAAAAAAUAUGUACUUAAUCGUGUACAAUUUUUUGAAUGGUUGAGUAUUUCCAAAUGAGGUCUAUCAUGAAAUAAAUAUUCUCUUUUGGUUUAAA